CAAUUUCACUAUGAAUGUUGUGGGUGUGCUGUGGGGCUUGCGAAGUUGCAGUGCUAGCCUAAACCUGCCUGCCUAUCUGUGCUCACUGCUCAGUGACGUGUGGAGAAGUGGAGUCACUCACUGCUGUGCUGUCUCUCUAAACGGGAACUGGGAAAUUAUGAGGGGGAUGCCUGGCACCUGACCGCAUGACUGUCUGACACAAUCUCUAAAGUGAAGGAGCCACGUAUGAUGCUCACCAGACCGGUACGGUUAUGGUACACUAAGUGCACACUGAAGAGGUAAAAAAAAAACGUGACCAAGUGCUUGGACAUUUCUACUACAAUGACUACAGUAAUUCUUGAAUGUUUUAGGACAUUGUCCAUCAGUGCCCAACAACUGCGCCAUCUCCCAAAGAACAUAGAAGGUGGCUUUCCAAAGAUGCCUUCUACCGUCAAGGAUUUAGAUGUUCCCCACCUAUUCCGGGAGCCCUACAUCCAAACAGGAUAUAGACCCAUAGAGCAAAACUGGAAAUACUAUUUCUUCAGCCUUUUUCAAAAGCACAAUGAAUCUAUUAAUGUAUGGACACAUUUUGUUGUGGCAUUAGCAGUGCUUCUUAGGUUCAAGGUUUUUGCAGAAGUUGAAUCUCUUUCCUUGGACCCAGUAAGCUUGCCUUUGUAUAUAUAUGUCUUAUCCUCAUUGACUUAUCUAACAUUCAGCUUCCUCGCUCACCUCCUACAGUCCAAAUCCGAGUUAGCACAUUACACGUUCUACUUCAUGGACUAUGUUGGAGUUAGCACUUAUCAAUAUGGGAGUGCCUUGGCACACUACUACUACAGUUCCAACCAAGCCUGGUAUGACACAAUCUGGCCAUUCUUUCUACCAGGUGCAGCUUUCUUAGGAUGGAUGUCAUGCCUUGGUUGCUGCUUUGCCAAAUAUCGCUACAAAAGACCAUAUCCUCCCAUGAGAAAGGUGUGUCAGAUUGUCCCAGCAGGAUUUGCCUAUAUCUUAGACAUAAGUCCUAUUAUUCACCGGAUAACUUCAUGUUACAUGGAAAGUUGUACAGACAAGGCUGUCUGGUUCCAUUUCUUACAAAUAAUUUUCUUUGUCAUAGGAGCCUAUUUUUUCUCCUGUCCUGUUCCAGAAAAAUAUUUCCCAGGUACAUGUGAUAUUAUUGGGCACGGCCACCAGAUUUUCCACCUAUUUUUGGGUUUAUGUACACUCUCCCAGCUGGAGGCCAUGCUUAUUGAUUACAAAACAAGACAGGAACAUUUAACAGCAAGACACAGCCCAUCAGACAUUUACGUGGCAUGUUUUUCUUUUGUCCUUCUUAUAUCUUGCAGUACUAUAACUGCAAUCUACCUUCGACACCGGAUCUCAAAGAAAUUGAAAGACAAAGAAUUAUAAGAGUGCUGUAGGUGAUUGUAUAAGUUGUCUAUUUAGGUUAAAUUUGUCUACAUUUAAAACAAAGUUUUGGGCCAUGAGAUACUCCAUUAACCCUUUAUUUAAGAUGAUGCUCGAUGUUCUACCUGCAAGUUUUGUUCAUUGCAUUAAAUAUACAUUCAGUUACCAUCUUACCCAUUAAGGCACACAUUUUCAACCCUCACUCUAGCUGCUCAUCAAACUAAUGUUUUUUCCAUUAUUUUAAUGUCAUCAGAAGGUAUGGAUUCUCUAUUAAUAAGAAGCAAAUAUGCUCGGCACCACUGUUCAAACCGCCAUGUUUUAGCCUACAUGGGUCAAGCAGCGCUGUUUCCUGAUGACAUUAAAUUGGGAAAAACACAUUAAGAUAGGCUGAUGGAGAAACUAUAAAACAUGUGCCUUCAAUAAAUAAGAAAGGUAACUAUAGAGGAACUGGUGGAACUGUUUGUAGGUUCAAUACAAACCCGCAAGUAAAUUGAUCUGAUGCACUUUUAGAAAUAUUAAGAUGAUAGUGGGGUAUAUUCAACAACAUCCUCUAUAGUCUCUUCUUUACGCAACUUCCUGUGUUAUUCUUUGGAGCCCAAUAAUUAAAGCUCACACACGUCUCCAAUAUUUAGUCAGUCGGUACCACAGCAUAGCAUGGGAAUGGAGUGAUUAGAGAAUCUGUUAAUGAAUGUAUUCUAAUGUGUGCCAUUUUGAACCCAACUUCUUUCCAGGCUAGCUAUAGACUAUAUAUAUUCACGUUAUGUCUUAACAAAUAUUAAAUUAUAUUCAAAGGACAUGGAUGUCAAAACUGUAACUUACAUCAUUUAGAUAAAACCUUUUUUCUAUUUA
This is a messenger RNA of Bombina bombina (fire-bellied toad), 2229 nucleotides long. It is a transcript of the gene PAQR8, whose product is annotated as progestin and adipoQ receptor family member 8. Gene Ontology annotation, cellular component: plasma membrane. Lineage: Eukaryota; Metazoa; Chordata; Amphibia; Anura; Bombinatoridae. The transcript is spliced from 2 exons. Gene Ontology annotation, biological process: response to steroid hormone. The coding region runs from base 322 to 1383 and encodes 353 amino acids. Gene Ontology annotation, molecular function: nuclear steroid receptor activity; steroid binding. The record is from RefSeq and is a predicted model, not a curated record.